Molecule: messenger RNA, 1451 nt
Organism: Callorhinchus milii (elephant shark)
Lineage: Eukaryota; Metazoa; Chordata; Chondrichthyes; Chimaeriformes; Callorhinchidae
Gene: dscc1
Product: DNA replication and sister chromatid cohesion 1
Exons: 9
Coding region: 38-1207 (389 amino acids)
Biological process (GO): maintenance of mitotic sister chromatid cohesion; mitotic sister chromatid cohesion
Cellular component (GO): nucleus; chromosome, centromeric region; Ctf18 RFC-like complex
Source: RefSeq, a predicted model, not a curated record
GUGAGGGAGGGAGUGAGGGCUCGAGGCGGCGCCGAGGAUGAGGACUGUGGAGGAGGUGAAGGCCACUUUGCAGGUGGCGAAGCUGGACGCUGCUGAGCUGCAGCCGGCGGUCCACUGCCUGUCUUUCCGAGACGGUGUCAGCUCCGGGGAUUACUGUCUCAUGGAACUGGACGAGACUCUCUGCAAAUGCAUCGAAUCGGGCCAGAGGUUGAUAAUCAGAGGUGAUAAAGAGGAACAUGCUGUUCUAUGCAAUAAUGAUAAAACUUAUGAUCUGAAGAUAGCUGAUACAUCGAACAUGCUGCUUUUCCUUCCUGACUGUAGCACACCCGAUCAGCUGCCAUCCAACCCAAGCACAGGAUGUCUGAUACACUCUGAGAUUUACGGUUUUGCUAAUAGCUACUGGGAGUUGAGAAGAACACGGCCAAAGUUGAAGAAACUGAAGAAGCUGCUGAUGGAGAACCAAUAUGAGGGACCAUCCGAAGAAAAGCAGAAAGGUUCAGAUAAUCCAAAGUACACAAUGGAAGAUUUAAUGGACAGUGUUCAAGCCAGUGAACAAGAAAUACUACAGCAGCUGCAGGCGAUGCAUGCAUACAAGAUUGAAGGAUGUUGGAGAAUUCUGGAGUUUGAUUAUGAAAUGAAACUCUUGAAUCACGUGACCCAGCUGGUAGAUUCAGAAUCGUGGUCAUUCAGUAAAGUUCCUCUAAAGGAUUGCCUACAAGAACUGGAGGCUUUGGAACCACGGGAGAUGAUAGAACAUUGUCUCAAUUGUUAUGGCAAAAGAUACACAGAUGAAGCAGAAGAGGUUUUUUAUGAUCUGAAUGAGGAUGAGGUCUGCAAGGCAACCGCACUGAUGCUGUUACAGAAUGCUGUUAAAUUCAAUCUGUCUGAGUUUCAGGAGCUCUGGCAGCAGAGCGUCCCUGAGGGCAUGUCAACAAGACUAGAUCAGCUCAAGGGCGCAGCUCUUGUGGAUAGAAAUUCAAGGCCACAAGUGAUUUCUCCUCUUAAGGUGGAGGAUCUGUCAGAGAACACCCAAGAGCGUUUCAACACCCUCUUUAACAUCAGGACAAAGUGGACAGAGGAAGACAUUUCUCCAUACAUUCAGGAUUUAUGUGGAGAGAAACAGACCAUUGGAGCUCUACUGACAAAAUAUGCCCGUUCUUCCAUGCAGAAUGGAGUGAAAGUCUUUAAUUCCAGAAGGCCAUUCUGAUGGUGUAAUCCCAAGUUAUUUGAAACCUAACAGAAAAAUGGAAAUCAAAAAAGUUCAAUGAGCUUCUGUUCUUACCACCUACUUUUUGAGUCCCCGGAAAACCAGCAUUGUAUGUGUGUGUAUAUAUAUGAUAUAUAUAUGUGUGUGUGUAUUUGUGUUUAAUAUUCCAAGUGAUAAACAGGCUAAAUAAAUGUUGAAAAUUCAUAGCUCUUUAAAAGUAUUAAAAAGAAAAGCGAUUUUUUGA